AUGAGUCUGAAAAAGCGGCCGGCCCAGUGUUCUCCUAAGCUACAAGCCCAUCUACAGCAGUUGCCUUUCUACGACAAGGCUGACAGCACCCACAAUUGCAUUGCCCUACUUGAAAAUGCGAAUGUUCUAUGUGUAGAAGGCAACCUAUUGGCUUUCCAGCCCCAAGCGAGAGCGGAGGCACUCCUAGACCUAGUGCAAUACAAGCAGCUCAACGGCACACUGGACGACUACUGCGACGAUUUCAAGGCACGGUACCCUACCUUUAACAGUCUUGGAGGUGAUCUGACAACAAAAGAGGACACCUGGACGACUGCAAACGGCACAACUGCAUCAGCCAACCAAGCAUUGCUUGUGUGCCUGGUCUUGGCCAAUGCCGACAGGAAGCGGUUCAGAGAUUGUGUGACGGAUUUGCGGAAUGACGCGUCGUCAAAACUAGUUUGCUAUCCUGAAACACUUGCGGAUGCAUACUCGAUGCUUGGAGAAUAUGUUCGGAAGCACAAGAAACAUAGUAAUAACAACAAUAUAUGCGUGGUUGAUCGACUUGGUGUGGAUCCUACUGGAUACGGCAACCACAGUUACAAUUUUCUGCAAUGCUCUCUACCUACGAGGAAUAUGACAAGCAUGACAACCGACGACCAUUCAUACAUCUGGAGGAACGAUCACAGCAACAAUAGAAAGAUACUUGCCUUUCCUUCAAAAAUGGGUUGCCUUCCAUCCGGAUUGCCUCGCAAACAACAUUUUGUUCCGGGACCUCCUGGACGCGCACCAUGUGACAUUGAACUCUUGUCAGUCACGUAG
Messenger RNA from Cylindrotheca closterium, 798 nucleotides. Lineage: Eukaryota; Bacillariophyta; Bacillariophyceae; Bacillariales; Bacillariaceae. The record is from the annotation of a GenBank genome assembly.